GACGCUUCAUGGAUUUUUGUCGUUUCGGUUUCAUCUUCUUCUUCUUUCUUUAGCACGAUUAAAGCCUCACUAGAUCCAUCAUCGGCCAUGGAUCAAUCUACAGCUACGGCUACGUCUCCGUCUUCCACUCAUUAUUUCUCCAUUUUCACGAAUUAUCCUCUGAUUUCCGCCGUCACCUCUUUCACUAUCGCUCAAUUCAUCAAACUCUUCACCUCCUGGUAUAGGGAACGGAGAUGGGAUCUCAAACAGCUUAUUGGGUCCGGAGGAAUGCCUUCUUCACAUUCAGCUACCGUUACAGCUCUCGCUGUAGCUAUUGGUUUGCAAGAGGGCUUUGGUGGAUCACAUUUUGCCAUUGCUUUGGUUUUGGCAUCUGUUGUGAUGUAUGAUGCUACCGGUGUUAGAUUACAUGCCGGUCGUCAAGCUGAGGUUCUCAAUCAGAUUGUAUACGAACUUCCUGCAGAACAUCCCCUGGCUGAAAGCAGACCUUUGCGGGAACUUCUCGGUCAUACCCCUCCCCAGGUCGUUGCUGGUGGAAUGCUUGGAAGUGCCACAGCAGUCACUGGAUACUUAUUUUUCAGGAUAGCUACUAGCUAACGGCUAGAACAUGCAUAGACACAACUCUUCUGCUUCAUUGCCUAUCGAAGCCACUGGACAGUACCAAAACAGAUUUACAACCGAAUCCGCGUUAAAAAAUAUUUAUUCUUGUU
Messenger RNA from Arabidopsis arenosa, 707 nucleotides. Lineage: Eukaryota; Viridiplantae; Streptophyta; Magnoliopsida; Brassicales; Brassicaceae. The record is from the annotation of a GenBank genome assembly.